UCUCCAUCGGUCCGACACAGUGCCAGCGACAGUACCGACCUCCGAGCAGCACAUACAGCGACACACACCCUGAGCCACUCCAGGUCCGCCCGCAGCAGGAUGCCCGGGGGAAAGAGAGGGCUGGUGGCACCGCAGAACACUUUCCUGGAGAACAUCGUCCGGCGAUCAAGUGAGACCAGCUUCCUCCUGGGCAACGCGCAGAUCGUGGAGUGGCCCGUAGUUUACAGCAAUGACGGAUUCUGCAAGCUGUCUGGCUUCCACAGGGCUGAAGUCAUGCAGAAGAGCAGCACAUGCAGUUUUAUGUACGGAGAGCUGACGGACAAGAAGUCCAUCGACGAAGUCCGACAGACGUUUGACAACUAUGAGUCUAACUGCUUCGAGAUCCUGCUGUACAGAAAGAAUAGUGAUCCGGUUUGGUUCUACAUGCAAGUGGGCUCCCAAUCAGGAACGAGAACGACAAAAGUGGUUCUGUUCCUCUGCACCUUUAAAGACAUCACUCUCUCCAAGCAGCCCAUUGAAGACGAAACCACUAAAGGAUGGACCAAGUUUGCCGCGUUGACUCGGGCGCUCACCAACAAUCGCAACACGCUUGCCGAAGCCUCCCCCAUAGACCAUCAUGAAGUCAGCCACAAACCGUCCAGACUGGCGGAGGUUUUGCAGCUCAACUCGGACAUCCCGCAGUACAAGCAGGAAGCCCCCAAGACACCCCCCCACAUCAUCCUCCACUACUGCACCUUCAAGACCACCUGGGACUGGGUCAUCCUCAUCCUCACCUUCUACACGGCCAUCAUGGUGCCCUACAACGUGUCCUUCAAGACCAAGCAGAACAACAUCGUGUGGCUGGUGCUGGAUAGCGUGGUGGACGUCAUCUUCCUGGUGGACAUCGUCCUCAACUUCCACACCACCUUCGUGGGGCCGGGCGGCGAGGUCAUCUCCGACCCCAAGCUCAUCCGCAUGAACUACCUGAAGACCUGGUUCGUCAUCGACCUGCUGUCCUGCCUGCCGUACGACAUCAUCAACGCCUUCGAGAACGUGGAUGAGGGCAUCAGCAGUCUGUUCAGCUCUCUGAAGGUGGUCCGCCUGCUGCGUCUGGGCCGUGUUGCUCGGAAACUGGACCACUACCUGGAGUACGGAGCUGCUGUUCUGGUGCUGCUGGUGUGUGUGUUCGGACUGGUGGCUCACUGGCUCGCCUGCAUCUGGUACAGCAUCGGAGACUACGAGGUCAUCGACGAGGCCACCAACACCAUCAAGAUGGACAGCUGGCUGUACCAGCUGGCUCUCAGCAUCGGAUCGCCUUACCGCUACAACGCCAGCGGUUCUGGCCAAUGGGAGGGCGGCCCGGGCAAAGACUCUCUGUACAUCACCUCUCUGUACUUCACCAUGACCAGCCUGACCACCAUCGGGUUCGGAAACAUCGCCCCCACCACAGACGGGGAGAAGAUCUUCUCCGUGGCCAUGAUGAUGGUGGGAU
This is a messenger RNA of Gymnodraco acuticeps, 1471 nucleotides long. It is a transcript of the gene kcnh5b, whose product is annotated as potassium voltage-gated channel, subfamily H (eag-related), member 5b. Gene Ontology annotation, biological process: potassium ion transmembrane transport; regulation of membrane potential. The record is from RefSeq and is a predicted model, not a curated record. Lineage: Eukaryota; Metazoa; Chordata; Actinopteri; Perciformes; Bathydraconidae. Gene Ontology annotation, cellular component: membrane. Gene Ontology annotation, molecular function: voltage-gated potassium channel activity.